UGCUGGUGCUGGUGCUGGUGUUCAAGUUAGGGGUGGGGAGACCUCCACGUCGCAGAGACUCGAAAGAGAGAGAGACGGUGUAGGCGCGCUCGACCGAGCUAGUCUCUCAGUGUCGUUCCAGCCGUGGCUUCGUACGGUCGUAGAACGAGACUCGUGUCGAGAUAUCUCUGUCCACGUUCUCGAACUCUUUCGAGUAUUUUCGCGAUCGGUGGACGAUAUAUAAACGCGCACGCAUCCCAUACACACUUUCUCUAUAUUUCUCUCUAUUGUCUCUGUUUUUGUCUCUCUUCCUAUCUCUCUUUUCUUUCUUUCGUAUUUCAUCGAUUUCUUUCUACACUCAUUGAAGAUCAUUCCGAUCGGAGUGAUCGAGUAUAUAUUAUCGGGGACACAUGCAUCAUGGGCUAGAUCGAGUACACUUGGCUUGUGGAGAUGCCGAGAGGAAAGACGCGUUCGAAGAAACUGGGUCAGUGGUGUUGAGUGUUCUGUGAUCGUUUAUUCCUCCGGUGAUCGAAAGAGAAAAAUAUAUAAGGAAAAGAAAUAAAAAAAAAAGGGGGGGGGGAUCGAGAUUCUUUUAUUUCUUUGUUUUCUUUUCUUUUUUUUUUUUUUUCUUUGUUUUUAAGAAGACGUGAAUCCGAUGUGUCCGAUCCUGAGCUAAUAUCCUUGAGGAAUUGGUGAAUAAGGGUGAUAAGGUUCGAUAAGUAGUCUAUUAUUGUAAGAUGAGCCCGGGCUCUCAGGGCACCCUGGAGGUGGAGCGUUACAUCGGUAGCUGUUUGAUAUCGUCGAACGUUCGAAACGGAACGCACAAGGCGAUCCUUGGAAAGAAACAGGAUCAAAACAAUCUGCGUGGGAAAAAUACUAAAGCCUGUUACGGUGGACAGAAUUACGCUAGUGGCGGCGAGCAAUGCUCAAUGCAAUACGGCACGGUUUCCGGUGGUUGGGCAGGUGCUCCACUCAUUUCGAUGACGUCCAGUCCUCGUAGAUGUAAUCAAGGUUUGUCACCUUCGUUGGGACAACAACAGCAACAGCAUCAACAAUCGUCCCAGCAACAGCAAUCGCAAGCUUGCGAGCAACAACAACAACAACAACAGCAGCAGCAGCAGCAGCAGCAGCAGCAGCAGCAGCAGCAGCAGCAGCUGAACGGACACCUGCACAAAAGUCCCCUCUCCAGACUAGCCAUUCACACGCAGGGAGCGCCGUUGAUUCUCGCCGGUCGAUUUCACAAUCGAGGAAAAAUACACACUGGCAACGCCGUCGGCCUCGGCAACGGCGUUCCCAGCAGCAGCCUCGCGGUUGGUGGUUACGUUCACGCUAAUGGAAACUCAUCGGCGAACUCGAUGAACGGUACGAUGAACAGUACGAUGAACGGUUCAACGAGCGGACCUACGCGAUGUCCAGCGCCACCACGACCCAGGAGACCAAUGGAAUCUACGAAAAAGGUUCAAACAGGAAAUGGAAAGGGGGAUUGUUCGAACGUCUCUAAAGAUUCUACGGGGACAAAUAUUGCGAAUAUCGAUUCGUUGAGUAUCGCUAGCGACGAAAGUUCCGGAUCGAACAAUUCUGAGAAUAGUCUACCCCGCAUCAUAAAACCACGGAAGCGUAGAAAGAAGGAUAGGAAACCUCCGAACGGAGGGAUAACAACGUCAUCGACGGAUGGAAGUUCGACGACAACGACGACGACAACGACGAUAACGGCGGUGGCGACGACGACGACGACGACAACGACGACGACGACGGCAAUGGCGACGAAAUCGGAUGAACCUCAGCAGCAACGAACGAGUCCUAACGCCGUUAACGAACAGUCAGGCGUCGUUAUGCCAUUUAAACCUUACGUAUCAUCUAGCUGUUACGAUCAUCAAAGAUACGAAAGUGGAUCGGCUCAACAGAGAAACCACAGAAGACCACCGAUCGGUAGGGAAAGUGUUUACGGCUCUUGUCGAGCGCAGGUGUCCUCCGUGCAGGCCAUUGCCGACAUCAGGCAACAGAGGUACGCGCAUCGGCACGUGCAAGUGAAAGUGCUGGACGACAACAGAAACGUCGUCGUGCCCGGCACGAUGCGAGCGAUUCAGUCGAAAGCUUAUAGGCCGCACAGUCAUCAUCAUCAUCAUCAUCAUCAUCAUCAUCACGUAGUUAGCAACAACAACAACAACAACAACAACAAAAACAACAACAACAGCGGCAACAACAACAAUAAUAACAAUAAUAACGUUGUGUCUCGUUACAUACAUCAGGAUUACAACGACGCAACGGCAACCUGCGAGGACGGUUUUACCGACGGAUUGGGACUUUGUCAGUGUCGUUAUUGCGAUCCUUCUGGAUUAAUUUGGGACGUAGAUCAAAACGGAUAUUCCCCUUAUCUAACCGCACCAACGUGUAACGAUUUUUGCCCUGCCAAUCACCAAUAUCCUCAACAGACACCAACGAUGUUUCUGUCGCGUGGCUCGUCUCUCGGUUGUCAAGAUCGACAGCAACACCAACAUCAGCAUCACCAGCAACAUCAACACCAGCACCAACACCAACAUCAACAUCAACACCAACAGCAGCAAGUAACAAUCGAGAGAUUAUUCGACGCGGAAUGUUCGCGUAUAACGCGACCAGAACGCGAUGCCUCUAGCACGGUAAUCCUAAGGCGUAGCUGGAGCGAUCCAACUAGCUACUUCAGUGAAGAGAUUACCGCACCCAGUAGAGACGUCGGCGUGAUUGGUGACAGAGGUCAAUCGGAGAACGGCAAACGUUGCGGAGGAACGUUUUGGCACGGUGAUACGACGGCAUCCGCUGGCAUGGCCAACGGCACAGCAAACGUAUCUUCAUCGAACGGUAACUUGGGUAAUUCAGCUAGCUCGCCCUCUCCUAAGGGCCUCGAGGUCUCCACGGAAAUUGUUACUUCGCCGAACGGUCAUCGGGACUUGGAAAUCAAGUUUUAUUCUCCAUCGCCAAAUGCACCGUCGGCAACAAAUGCGAUCGAGGAAGACAAGUCGAUAUUCGUCGAGGAAGACGAGGAAGAUUUCAAUGAUAUUUGGAGUUAUCACGAGUCGAAAUUGCAAAAGGAUUUUCGAAGUUUAUUACAGGCGGAAGAGUGAAGAGGACAAAAAUUAUCGGACGGGCAUGAUCUAAUCUGGUGUUUUAUUUACUUUUAAAGAUCAGAGAGAAAGAGAGAGAGAGAGAGAGAUUAAUAGAGAAAGAAAAAAAAUUAAAAAGAGAGAGAGAGAGAGAGAAAUAAAGAGAGUAUAAAUGAAAGGCCUAUUUCAAGGGGCCAUGAGAAGAUGAUGCUCGACGAGACUCGACUUAGGUAGCGAUCGUGAAAGCCAGUAACGACGAACAGAGAAAAAGCAACGAAACGACGCGUGCCGAACGGCGCGAAGGAGUAGUAGUCGCUUGGUGGGGAGGAGAGAGUUCCUCCUAACGGUGCAAGUAGUAUACACGUAGUGUACGUGACAAGCCUACACGGAGAGGACGGACGACGACUACGACUACGACGACCAUGACGAAGAAGAAGACGAAGAGAAGACGACAAUGACAAUGACGAUGUUCGUUCGUUCGUUCGUUCGUUCGUUCAUUCGUUCGUUCGUUCGUUCGUUCUUUGAUUGCGAACUUUUCGUCGUAGUUUGGCCUCCUUGGGAGAAGAAAUAAUAAAAAUGAAAAUCCAAAAAAGAAAAAGAAGGAAGGAUAAUGCAUAUAAACAUUUAUACAUACAUAUAUGUAUAUAUAUAUAUAUAUAUAUAUAUAUAUGUAUAUAUAUAUGUAUAUGCGUAUAUUUACCCAUAUAUAUGUAUAUAUGCGUGCAUACAUUUACAUACAUACAUUUAUAUAUAUAUAUAUAUAUAUAUGUAUGUAUGUAUAUGUAUGAAAAUCCUUGUUUAUGUCGUUAAAUUAUCACUGUGUUAUUCGAAAAGGGAAAGAAAGCAAAAAAAAAAUACAGCAAAAAGGACAAAAAAAGAAUAUAUAUAUAUAUAUAUAUAUAUAUAUAUAUAUAUAUAUAUAUAUAUAUAUAAAAGAAAAAAGAGCGAACACUUUCCGAGAAAGAAAACACUUCGCUUAGACUUUCACCGUUAACGAAUCCAAACGAGAACGAAACGGUGUUUAAAACGUGAUCUAGUGAUUAAUCGACGAAACGAUUAAGCGAAUGGUCCGGAAUCGCCCCAAGAGGAACAAACGCGCAGCCUCGCCUGUGUCGCCGCCCCGCCCCGCUCCGCCCCGCCCCACCCCACCCUACCCUACCAGCCCUUAUCCCUUCCGCCCUUCCACCCUACCGAGAAUUCACGAAUCGCAUCGUGCAGUCUAACCCGUUUAUGUAUACUACUUUCUCAGCCCUCGUUGUUGUUGUCUCUCUCUCUUUGUUGACGCAAAUUGUCGAUCUCUUUGUGAGGGAACAAAUUAGACGUUCUUUUUCUUUUUCUUUUUCUUUGUUUUUUUCUUUUUUUCUUUUUUCUUGUCCGAUCGUUCAUUUUGAUGUUUCUUUCUUUCUUUUUUUACUUUAUUUUAUUUCAUUUUAUUAUUCUUUUUUAUUUUGUUUCUUCCUCUCUUUUUUCUUUUUUUUUUUUUUUUUUUUUUUUUUUUUCUCCAAUACGAGGAAACGCCUUCGUACUUGCUACGUUGUUGGUUUACGUUAUACCUUUUUUUUUUUCUUUUUUUUUACUAUAUUUUUUGUCAUUUGUUUUUCUACAAGCAAACACGAGAAAAGAGAUCUCUGACGACAUUCGAAAGUCGAUUGAUUUCGUUUAUUCAGAUCGAAUAAUAAUUGUACGUCGGAAGGGUGGAUGGUCUCUUAGCGUUAAUUAUCUUCUCCCUGAUCGUUCAGGUGUCACUCGCAAGACUAUAUAUAUAUAUAUGUGUAUAUAUAUAUAUAUGUAUAUAUAUAUAUACACAUAUACACAUAUAUAUAUAUGUAUACAUAUAUGUUAUGUAUAUGUAUAUAUAUAUAUAUAUAAAUAUGCAUAUGUAUAUGUAUCUUAAAAUUAGAAUAAAAAGUCGGCCCACGGAUUUACACGUGUAUAAACGUAGAACGUAACGUUUUCGUAAACGAAUCGAUCGAAUUUAAAAUCACAUUAAACGUGAUCAAGUUCGUUUCCUUUCGUAAAGUAAAUCCGUGCUGGACGAUUUCCGAUCAUCGAACUUUUGCGACGAGUUCCCGACGAAUUCUCUCGAGAUUUUCGCCCUUUUCUACGCGUCUUACGAGGAUAAGAAAGGGUUUGUGUGUUGCGAAAAAGAUAGAUAGACAGAGACAGAAAGAGAGAGAGAGAGAGAGAGAGAGAGAGAGAGAGAGAGAGAGAGAGAGAUAAAUAGUUUGCGUAUGUGCGUAUACAUGUGUAUGUGUGUGUGCGUAUGUGUGCGAAUGUUUGCGAAUAAAAGAUUGUUUUCUUUUUUGAAAAUGCACAUAAAUGCACGAUUAAAUCUUUAUUUCGUUUAGAUCGUAAGUCUAUAGAUCUUAAGACGCGACCCAACUCUUUUAGAUCGUCUCUGUUGUCUAUAUGUGUAUGAAAGUCGUUCCCGAGAGAAUAGGAGAGAGAGAGAGAGAGAGAGAGAGAGAGAGAGAGAGAGAGAGAGAGAGCGGGGGAGGGGUGGAGACGGAGGAGAAAGAAAAAUAGAAAGAGAUAUUCGAUCGUUGUUGUUGAUGUUGUUGUUGUUGUUAUUGCAAAACGAGAAAGUGUGAAAAAUCGAUUGAGGGCAACGUACUUAUCAGUUAAGUGCAGUUAAAUGCAUAUAUUUCUCUCUCGCUGAUCUCCUGGAUAAAAAACGAAUUAAAAAACGAGACUAAAGAGAAAAAGAAAAAAAAAGAGAAAAAAAAAAGGAAAAAGAAAAAAAAAAGAAAAAACAAAAAGAAAAAAAGAAAAAAGGAAAGAGAGAAAAAGAGGGAAAAGAAAAGAGAAAAAGGAAUAUAUUUAAAAAGGGAAAAAUUGUUUCGUACGUACGUAGCAAGUUUUAUUGCUAAUAACAAUUGAUUUGUGAUGAUCGAAGGGAAAAUAUUAUCUUUUAUAUUUUUGUUGGGAACUCGCUAUUACGUGAGGGAAAGAAAAUUAAAGGAAUAUGUUAAAUUACGAUCAGAGGAAUGGGAAAAUAUAAAAGAUUGAACGAAACAAAACGAGAAAUAUAAAUAAAUAAAUGAAUAAUUGAAUGAAUAAAUAAAUAAAUAAAUAAAUAAAUAAAUAAAUGGAUGAAUGAAUGAGUGAAUAAAUAAAUAACGAUGAAAGCUCGAGCCUUUUUUUUUUCGAGCUUCGCCGACAAAUAAAAUAAAAACAUUGAAAGAAAAAAAGAUACGAAACAAAUGUAAUUGAUUAGAACUCGUUUCAUUCGGGAAUGUAUAUGUGUAUAUGGAAAAAUUUGGAAAUAAUUGAUCGAUAUUUUGUUUUCACUUCUUUUCUUUUCUUGUUUUUCGUUUUUGUUUCUCUCUCUCUCUCUCUCUCUCUCUCUCUUUCUCUUUCUCUCUCUCUAUCUCUUUUACAUUUUCAUCGAUAAUUGUAAGCUUUUCUCGGUGAUGAUAUUCCUGCAAUUAGCGAUUAGUUUCGAGAGCGAGCUUUAUUAUCGGAAUGGAGAAAAGCGAGAAAUCCAUUUUUCUUUCUUUUUCAAUAUUUUUUUUUUUUUGGACGUUCCUUCGACUUCCGGCGAAUUGUCACUUUCUCUUAUUUCACGUUGCUUCUUUCUUUUUUUUUUUGUUGUUGUUUAUUUUAAAAACAUGACAGAGCGAGAGAGAAAGAAAGAGAAAGGGAAAGAGAUGUGCAUAUAUAUAUAUAUAUAUAUAUAUAUAUAUGUGUAUACACACACACGCAUACACGCAGAGACAGCAGACUUAACAAACGUUGCGAUUUGGCUUACGUAUCCGCGCUUUUCGCUUUCUGAUCUCCGAACGAUGGAGGAAAGAGGGAGAGAGACAAAUAGAUAGACGGAGAUAAAGUGAGAGAGAGAGAGAGAGAGAGAGAGAGAGAGAGAGGGAGAGAGAGAGAGAGAGAGAGAGAGAGAGAGAGAGAGAGAGAAGAGGGGAGGAAAAGAAUCAUGAAAAAUCUCGGAUGAUCAUUGACGUAGAAGAAAGAUCAUUCAUAUUCCCUUUUCCUUAUUUUUUACUAAACGUAUACUCGACGUACUCCGAAUUCUGUGUCCCUCUUUCUUCCGAAGUGAUUAUGUUCUUCUCUGUUUUUUUCUUCUUUUUUGUAAUUUAUUUCGAACGCCGUUCACGCAAAAUCGCAAGAUAUUGUGAUGAUGAUGAUGAUGAUGAUGAUGAUUGGGCAAUUAUAAAGAAGAACAAAUUCGAACGAACACAAUGAUGUAAACGAGAUCAAAUUCGUUCGCGAUUAGCUUCGUUUUAUUCCGAGAGAGAGAGAGAGAGAGAGAGAGAGAGAGAGAGAGAGAGAGAGAGAGAGAGAGAGAGAGAGAGAGAAAGAGAGAGAGAGAGAGAGAGAGUGUCGUCUCUACGUCUUAUCGUCUUAGUGCUUUAGUAGCACUAACGCUCAGAAUACGUUGUUCGAGAGAGAAGGAAAAGUCAAUAAAACUAUCUUCAAUUUUA
This is a messenger RNA of Vespa velutina, 7492 nucleotides long. RefSeq names its product probable serine/threonine-protein kinase DDB_G0267686. The record is from RefSeq and is a predicted model, not a curated record. The transcript has a single exon. NCBI's taxonomy places the organism in Eukaryota, Metazoa, Arthropoda, Insecta, Hymenoptera, Vespidae. The coding region runs from base 717 to 3077 and encodes 786 amino acids.